AUGGUCCAGCUCGAGGUCGUGCCAACAGGCUAUCAGCGUGUAUCGAAAGAAGACGAUACGCCGAGUGUAUGCCUCCAGUCGAAAAAGCAUGGAACAGCCUUCGACUUCUCCUUCGAAGCGCUCAGGCCCGGGCUGUUCCGAACGACGUUCACGUCCAAAGAGCAUCGCCUGCCACCGCAUCGAGCCGCACCGGUACCAAGUCGCAAGCUAGACCCAAAGGCACUCAAAACAUCGCACUCAUAUGAUGCAAGUGUGUUCCAGGUGAACGAUGUCACAGCCAAGGUCGACUGGAGCAGCGGACCUCCUUUGGUCUCCAUCACUUUAGCCAACCAGAAAGCCCCCAUCUACACCGACUUACCCAACCGCUCAUACGCGGCGGAUGGCCCAGGAAUCGCUCACUACACACGUUACAACCACAAGACGCUACAUGUCGGCCUAGGCGAGAAGCCAGCGCCGAUGAAUCUUUCCAACCGCCACUUUGUGCUCUCAGCAACAGACAGCUUUGGGUACGACGUCCAUCGCACCGAUCCCAUGUACAAGCACAUUCCGCUCCUCAUAAAUGCAACGCCCAGUGGCUGCGUAGCGACCUUUUCUACCUCGCACGCACGAGGCUACUAUUCGGUAGGCUCUGAGAUGGACGGCAUGUGGGGCCGCUUCAAGGUGUAUCGCCAGGAAUACGGCGGCCUGGAGCAGUACAUCAUCACGGGACAGACGCUCAAAGACGUUGUGACUAUCUACGCCGAUCUCGUCGGAUACCCACUGCUCGUGCCGAGAUGGGCGUUUGGCUACCUCGCCGGCGGAAUGAAGUACUCCAUGCUCGACGAGCCACGCGCAUCCGAUGCUCUCAUGGAGUUCGCCGACAAGCUAAAGAGACACGACAUCCCCUGCUCCGGGUUCCAGAUGUCAUCGGGAUACACAGUCGCGGAAACAGAGCCCAAAACGCGCAACGUGUUUACGUGGAACAAACACCGGUUCCCGGACCCCAAGGGUUUCAUCGACGCAUACCACAAAGCAGGCAUCCGGCUCAUCGCAAACAUAAAACCGUACGUACUGGCGAACCACCCAGAAUACGAGACGCUGAAGAGCGCCGGCGCGCUGUUCACAGACUCACUGACCAUGGCGUCCGCUGAGGCACGUCUCUGGAGUGCGGGUGGCGGUGAAUCUGGCAUCGGGGGACACAUCGACUUCACUUCUGAAGCAGGAUAUCGCUGGUGGUAUGAUGGCGUACGGGAGCUUCGAAAACUCGGCAUCGACUGCAUGUGGAACGACAACAACGAGUACACGAUUCCGCACGACAAGUGGCAGUGUGCGCUCACGGAGCCAAAUUUGAAGCAGGAGGAAGGCCAGGAUUGCGGAAGAGACGUAGGCUUCUGGGGUCGUGCGCUGAAUACCGAAUUGAUGGGGAAGAGCUCGCAUGAUGCGUGCUUGGAGGUGUGUCCAAACGAGAGACCGUUUGUGCUGACAAGGAGCGCGACGGCGGGGACUUUAAGGUACUGUGCUAGCUCGUGGAGUGGUGACAACACAACGAGCUGGGACGGAAUGAGGGGUGCGAAUGCGCUGUCACUUACCGCGGGCAUGUGUUUGAUGCAGUGCUAUGGCCACGACAUUGGCGGCUUCGAAGGCCCUCAACCCAGCCCCGAACUCCUCGUCCGCUGGUGCCAACAGGGCAUCUACUCCUCCCGCUUCGCCAUAAACUGCUUCAAGACUUCUCCAGAGAAUAAUUCUGUCGGAGACGUCAUCGAACCCUGGAUGUACGACGAGACGACCCCGCUUGUACGCGACAUCAUUAAGCGCAGAUACGAACUCAUACCUUACCUCUACUCCCUCGCCCUUGAAUCACAUAGUACGGCCACUCCGCCCCAGCGUUGGACUGGCUGGGGCUUCGAGCAAGACCCGGAAGUCUGGCAGAGCAAGCUCCUCACAGAUGGCGAGACGCAGUACUGGCUUGGUGAUGCGUUACUCGUGGGCGGUGUAUUUGAGACGAAACAAGAGACCGCAAAGGUAUAUCUGCCCAAGGACCCUGCGAAUCCGGACCUUCAGUUCCUCGAUGUAAAUGCUACCCAAAUGUUCUACGAUGCAGGACAGUGGGUUGAAAUCCCGGCGAAGUGGCAGGGAGAAGGCAUACCCGUGCUUGCGAGAGUUGGCAGCGCGAUUCCGGUGGGGAAGUCUGUCCAGGUGCGCUCGCAGGGCGAUGAGGAGAACUUUGCCAGUCUACCCGAAGAUGACUACCGCGGUGUCGAAAUCUUUCCGCCGAAGGGAUCGUCUCAUGGGAAAGAGUUCAGGAACCGCUGGUAUGAGGACGAUGGUGUUUCACCGCCGCCUGUGGAAAUGUCCGUCUUCGAGGUCAAGUACACUAGCGAGGAUGACAAGGUGUACGUGAGUUUUGGUGAGCAGCUGCAACAUGGUUUUGAUCCGGCGUGGAAAGCUCUAGAAGUCGUUCUUCCGCGCGGCGAUGACCGGACAGUGGUGUUUAACGGCAAGGAGGCGGAAAGUGUGGGAGCGGAUGAUAGGGGGAGGAAGCUCUUCCGUGGACGGAGUAUAAGAAAGGUUUAA
Molecule: messenger RNA, 2553 nt
Organism: Paraphaeosphaeria sporulosa
Lineage: Eukaryota; Fungi; Ascomycota; Dothideomycetes; Pleosporales; Didymosphaeriaceae
Product: neutral alpha-glucosidase ab precursor
Exons: 2
Coding region: 1-2553 (850 amino acids)
Biological process (GO): carbohydrate metabolic process
Molecular function (GO): hydrolase activity, hydrolyzing O-glycosyl compounds; carbohydrate binding
Source: RefSeq, a predicted model, not a curated record